CAUAACACAGGCAGCUUUGCAAACUCUACUAAACACUACAAAUAUGUAAAUAGCGUGCUAAAGAAGGAACUAGGACAGCUAUACAUUAGGGUCCCUAGUUUCUUUAAUGCCUACUUUAAAAGCGUCCUAGAUCUAGAGUUAGUAGCGCAGGCUGUGUUUAAUAAGUGCAAAGAAAGGGAUAAUCUGCUCUACAAAAAGGAGAGUAGCUAG
Lindgomyces ingoldianus is the source of this 210-nucleotide messenger RNA. RefSeq lists its product as uncharacterized. The annotation marks the transcript as partial. The record is from RefSeq and is a predicted model, not a curated record. Lineage: Eukaryota; Fungi; Ascomycota; Dothideomycetes; Pleosporales; Lindgomycetaceae. The transcript has a single exon.